CACGACUAGACAGUGUAUCAAGAAAAUCCAACUUGACAAAACUUUACAAAUUCCUUUGGCCAUCACGGCCAUCAGUUCUAUCAAAUUUGAGCGUUUUCAAAGUGUCAUAAAGUAUCGUGGGAAAUUUUCGCAGUAUUUCAGAUGAAAAUGGUGUACAUUUUCUCGACAUAUUAAUUGAAUUUCGCAUAAUUGUAGUGUUUUUUAGCUCCGAAAGAACUGAUUGAGUGAAAAAGUGAAGUUGUCUUGUGUCUAGUGUUAUUAUAAUGAAUAUGGAUAAACAACGAAAGCUGUCGACGUCGGGUGAUACCCUCUACCAAACACUAGGAAUACCGAAAACAUCCACUGCCGAAGAAAUAAAGAAAACAUACAGAAAAUUGGCCUUAAAGUAUCAUCCAGACAAAAAUCCUGAUAAUCCAGAUGCAGCGGAAAAGUUCAAGGAAGUGAAUCGAGCUCAUUCCAUUUUAAGCGACCAAACAAAACGGAAUAUCUACGAUAGCUACGGUUCAUUAGGACUAUACAUUGCCGAACAGUUCGGCGAGGAAAAUGUGAAUGCCUAUUUCGUUGUAACAUCGCCCGCUUGCAAGGCUUGUUUCAUAAUCUGUGGUAUCAUAAGCGGAUGUUAUUGCUGUUGUUGCUGCUGCUGUUGCUGCAACUUCUGUUGUGGUAAAUACAAACCGAAUCCACAUGGCCACGAUGCAAGAGAUUAUCAACAUUUACAUGAGGACUUCAAUGACUUGGAGGAAGUACAAAUUGGUGGUGCACCGGUAACUUCACAACCAACGGCUGGUAAAGGUGCUGGAGCGAUGCCAGUUUAUGCAAUGCCGCCACCACCAUCGAAUCCAAAUAAUCCAUUUGCGAAUAUGGCAGCAACGGAAGCGACGUCACUAAGCUCAUCCGGUCAGGCUACUUAUACACCAGGCAUGACGUCUUCAGCCCGACAAGGAUGAAUAAUAAACUAAACUAUCCGUCAGCGUUAUAAUUCAACAUUUAAAUUUAAUGGGAAAUUUAAAUUUACCAAUGAAUUACGAUUUAAAAAUCUAAGCAACUAAAAUAAAUAACUGGAUAUGUAUUUUGUGACCAUUGGUGGACCAUUGGGCACAGACAUCACAGCUGUACAUUAUCUAUGAUUGAAUAUUAUUAUUAUACCAAUAAUAUAAACAGUAAGUCAAAUUGAGUCAAAUAUAAAAUGAGGUGUGUUACUAACUUCAGUGUUUAUUAAGUACACUCAGUAAUUUUAUAUAACUACGGAAUUGCUGCAGAAAAUUCAAAAAAAAAAAAAAAAACCAAAAUCAAUAAAUAAAUUAAGAAAUAAACAAAAUGAAAAAUAUAUUUAAUUAUGAACCCAUUUACUGUAACAUAAAAUAGAGAAGAAGGAUAUGCAACCGAAAAACCAAUGAUUUUUAGACACUAGAUGUGUAAUUGUCGCACUAGCUGACUUUGACAUCGUGUGUUGCUAGCGUUUUUCACAAUAAUGUCAACAAAAAUAUUAUUUUAAUCUAUUUUUGUUCACCAAUCGAAAUUAGUUUUUUUCUUUCCGAAUUAAUUAAGUUAGAACUUUAGUGUAUACGUUUAUUUAUGUAAAAUAUUUAUCCAUCCGGUAUAGCGAUAGUCUUUCUUGGAUCGUACUGACAAAGUACCAGAACCAGUGAGUGAUAAUUCUAACAUUUUUAUAUUUAAUUUUGAUUUUUCCUUUAACUUAUUUAUGUUUGAUGUUUGAUUUGAUUACUCACUCAAUUGAAUUAACAGCGUUACAAUCAGUAUUGCUGUAUAAGGUGUAUGAAUUUGACUUUUCCGAUUCCAAAGAAUUUUCCAGAAAAACCUUAAACAAUUUUCACUGUCGUAUUGAAGAUUUUCCUCUUCUAAAAGUUAUUUUGACAUUUUUAGACAUUUUUAGAUCCGUACGAAGUAUAGGGGUAAUAUUAUCGUUGAAGACAUCAUGACAUAUUUUCUGUUUACUUUAGUGACAGUCUUCGUUAUUACUUCCCGAUCUUUAAAAAAGUAUGUGAGAAGAUCGUCACUCGCCUUUUGGAAUUAAAAGAAGAAGCAGCCUGAAAUAUAAGUUAGCUUAAAAUGCAGUACCAACAAUUUUUUAAGUAAUCUUGAUUCAGUAGACUUGAUUUCUUAAUUUCCAAUUCAUUCUUUGUGUUAAUUCGAAAAGAUGAGAUGUUAUGAGGAGAGUCGUCAACGCUUCCCAACAGAAUUCUUUACAUUGAAAUGGUCUACAUCAAAACCAUUAGCUUCCUUUGAUUCAGGUUAUAAAAAAAACCCAAAUCAACAAUCGAAAGCAGAAAGGAAAUUGUGAUUCCUAAUCAUUAAAUCGUAAAUAAGAAAAUGUUGCAAACAAAAAUGCAGGAAAUGAAGGUUUAAGUUUAAAUGUCAUUGCUGUGUCGUAUUAAAAUAAUGAAAUUUUAGGUAAACUAUUUAAACAAAGAAAGAAAAAAAAACUUUAAAUUUACCUUUCGGACAACAAGUUUCACUCCGCUUCAAAAAUAUAAUGUUACACUAAGUGAUUUCUUUUAUAAAAUGAAAUUGAAUGAUUUGCUGCACCAGUUUCAUUUUAAAACGGGCAACUGAUUAGAAUUCGAUACGAAAAUCAAAGACACA
This is a messenger RNA of Bradysia coprophila, 2604 nucleotides long. RefSeq names its product dnaJ homolog subfamily C member 5 homolog. Lineage: Eukaryota; Metazoa; Arthropoda; Insecta; Diptera; Sciaridae. The record is from RefSeq and is a predicted model, not a curated record. Gene Ontology annotation, cellular component: type Is terminal bouton. Gene Ontology annotation, biological process: regulation of neuromuscular synaptic transmission.